Molecule: messenger RNA, 471 nt
Organism: Rangifer tarandus platyrhynchus (Svalbard reindeer)
Lineage: Eukaryota; Metazoa; Chordata; Mammalia; Artiodactyla; Cervidae
Source: the annotation of a GenBank genome assembly
AUGGAGACAGUAAGCGGGCGUUCUCAUCAGCGGAUCUGCCUUCCUGUUCACCCCCCGUCCCUGCCCCACCGAGCUCACCUCGGGCGGGCGACAGUGGGACGCCAGCCCGGCGGGAAGGCAGAGAGACGCGAGAGGAUGCAGGUGGGGCUGUGUCUCCCCCUCGGCCCCACCUUCCGGGGUCGCCUGGGACCCAGCGCCUCAGCCCGCGGUCCCCACGGCCGCGCCCGCCCCUGCGGCUUCCGGCCCCCGGAGCCUCGGACGCCCCGGGGCGGACCCGCGCGCGUGCUGUGGUCCUGGAUGCUGGUGCACGGGCUCGAAGCCCGGAGCAGCCCGGGGUCCCUCCCCGAUGCUGUGUCCUCCGCUGUCCCGUCCGCGCGCCUCCUGCUGGCCGCUCUCCUAGUUCAAGCUCAAGGGGCGCCGGCUGUGAGUCAGGGGAGGAGGCGGCAAGGUGGAAGGGGCGUGAAUGUUUGA